Arachis duranensis is the source of this 678-nucleotide messenger RNA. Its product is annotated as S-locus-specific glycoprotein-like. The coding region runs from base 1 to 678 and encodes 225 amino acids. NCBI's taxonomy places the organism in Eukaryota, Viridiplantae, Streptophyta, Magnoliopsida, Fabales, Fabaceae. The record is from RefSeq and is a predicted model, not a curated record. The transcript is spliced from 2 exons. Gene Ontology annotation, biological process: recognition of pollen.
AUGUUAAGAAAUGAAGGGGAAUCAAAUCCAAAGGCCUAUUUGUGGAAAAGCUUUGAUUAUCCUACAGAUACAUUCCUGCCAACCAUGAAGUUGGGAAGGGACCUCCGAAAAGGUUUGGACUGGCGCAUAACUUGUUGGAAGAGUCCAAAUGAUCCAUCCCCUAGAGACUUUUCUCUUGGUUUAGUUGUAAGGGAUUAUCCAGUCUAUUACAUGAUGAAUGGCACACAAAAAGUAUAUCGCUCUGGACCUUGGAAUGGCCUUUACUUCAGUGGAUUCCCAGAUCUGUCCUUUACAUAUGUUUUUGAAGAUAGUUUUGUCACAAACAAGGAUGAGAUAUCCUAUAGUUAUAACACCAAGGUUGAUUCUAUCAUUGGAAGAGGUGUAAUAAGCCAAACAAGUCAAUCUCUUACAAGUUAUUUAUGGGAUGACAAUCUUCAGAAUUGGAAAGUUUCUGGAUCAAUGCCAGGGUUGAAAGUGCCAGAUACUCAGCAUACUAAGCUACAUGAGAAUAUUAAUUUAGAUGAAUGCAGAAAUCCGUGUUUGACGAACUGCUCUUGUAUGGCUUACGCCAAUUUAGAUAUAAGAGGAGGAGGUAGUGGCUGCGCCAUGUGGUUCGGCGAUCUAAUUGACAUCAAACUGUUUCAAAAUGGUGGUAUUAUGCCAAUUGGAAGGAAUUAG